GGCACAGUUUGGGGAAACCACUGAGCUAAGACUUCUUACUCUAUGGUUAUAUCAUUGCUUAGAGCGGCCAGCUCCGAAGGGAGCGAUGAUGAGGCGCCCAAGUCACGUGACUGGGAACGUAGGACAAAAUGGCCGCGCCCACGGGACUUUCUGGCGUAUUGUAUUUUUUUCCUUCUCUGAGGGAGGCUCCAGGAAGUGUCUCCUCAGGACAAUAUUUUAAGCAGCUAUAAUACCCAGUUGAAAAAAUAAUGCCUUGAAAAGCAACAGAAGAAGCAGAUAAUGUCUGUUGUAUGUAGUCUAUCUGCUGGGUGGAUACUGGAUCAUCUCUCCUUCAUAAACAAGUCUGGCUACCAGCUAUGCCAUUCCCAAGACUGUUCUGGCUGGGUCUCUUUGAACAAUUCGCUCAGUGCUGCUUCCUCAGAUGGGGAUGUUACUGGGCCUGCAAUCCUGGGUGUUGCAGAUUCUUGUGGAAAUGAUCCUGUUUGUGAGAUCAAAAGUUCAGGCGAAAAAGCAGAUCAAAAGAUGUAUAUGUUCCGGGAAGAAUUUUUUAAUGUGCUGAAACCACAUAUAGCUAUAAAUUUUCCAACAGAACUCCAGCAAAGGAAUUCUGUGUCCAGUCUAGAAAAUGGUGGAUCAGAACCACAGGAAAGAGCUAAGAAUGAGGAAUCUUGCAUCUUUACUGCUAAAGCUAAAAAGAAACGGAAAAGAAGCAGUGAACUUAACCAUGGUGAAUGUGAUGCUUUAGAAUAUCAUUUAAAGAUCAGUGGUGUGAUUUUGGAUGGUACAAGGAGUUUAGUCCAGGAGGGUUUCAGAAGUGGUUUCCUGUGGCCUGUUUUGUCAGAACAGUUUUGUGCCAGGAUUCCUGCUGCAAGACACCAUGAUUGUGGUUUAGCUGAAUUAUGUGAGAUGGCAAAGCAGUUUCACCCUGUGACUGAAGAUGAGCAAAGAACUACAUGCACAAUAAAUGAGGAAGCCUGUGUUCCAGAACAAGUUCAGCUUUCCUUUGUUACGGAAAAUACCACAAACUAUGCAAAGAUAAUAACACUAAUGGGACAGAAGUAUCUGUUUCCUCCCAGAAGUGCAUUUCUUUUGUCUGAUAUUUCUUUUAUGCAGCCUCUUUUGGACUAUAAAAAAAAAUUCGGCAUAAUUGUGAUAGAUCCACCAUGGGAGAAUAAAUCUGUUAAAAGAAGUAAUAGGUACAGGUACUUGUCUCAUUGGCAAAUCAAGCAAAUUCCUGUGCCAGCCCUGGCAGCUCCAGAUUGCAUUGUGGUCACAUGGGUGACUAACAGACAGAAGCAUCUGCGUUUUGUGAAGAGUGAACUUUAUCCCUACUGGUCAGUGCAUGGAGUGGUAGAAUGGUUCUGGGUGAAAAUUACAAGGUCUGGAGAGUUUGUAUUUCCAUUAGAUUCUGUUCACAAGAAGCCUUAUGAGGUUCUUGUAGUGGGUCGAGUCCAGGGAAGUACAGAUGUGCCAUUAAGGAUCUCAGAAGGUAAAGAGCUUCCACCAAUUCCAGCUCAAAAAUUAAUUGUCAGUGUACCCUGCACCCUUCACUCACAUAAACCCCCUCUUGCAGAGAUUCUGAAAGAAUAUGCCAAUCCAGAGGUAGAAUGUCUGGAGCUGUUUGCUCGGAAUUUGCAGCCUGGAUGGACCAGUUGGGGCAAUGAAGUUCUCAGAUUUCAGCAUAUGGAUUACUUCACUCCUUUGCAGAAUAAGACUGAUUAAUUAAACUUAGAUUAAUUUUUUGAUUGUGGUAGGCUUGUUUGUUUGUUUUUUCCAGAACUUUAUCUUUUAUGCUAAUGCUCCAUUUGGAAAGCACAUGAAUGAACAAGAUAUCAGUAUGAUGGUUGUGAAAUGUUUCCGAUACCUUCAAAUAGUUUUUGCAUCUGGAUCCAUAUACAUCCUCUACUUUCAGUCAUCAUGUGCAAACCAGUCAUUUGGACCACUAUAUAAAUAGCAGCCCUUAAGAAAUGGUCAUGUCCUUUGAAAUGGAUUCAUUGUCUGUAACUUAGAAUGUAUCAUGUGUGGAUCUUUCCAUAGAGCAGUUAUAAAGUGAUGUGUAGAUGAAUGUGAGAGAAGAGGAUGUGUAUGUAUUUUUAAAUGUGCAGGUCAUAUUUAGAUAUAAUGUGCUAGAAAUUAGAUAAUUUCUAACACACAGCUGCACUCUAAUGUUCUGACAAAUGUUGUACAUGAAUAUGUCUGAAUAAUAACUAUGUACAGUGGUCCAGGAUAGCUGGUAGGUGAAUCACAGUGCCUUGUAAAGUCCUGGAGAGAAAGGAGUGUAUGUAUUGGAUAACAGCUCCAGUCCUGCUGCACAUAUUAUUCCAAGUUAAAUAUUGGCAGCCAUACAUACACCUCUAGACUCCAAAAUGCCAAACAAUAUAUUAUCCCUUUAUAUAUUUGAAAUACCUAGAGGGUAUAAUCAGAAUUGGAAGUUGCAUAACUGCCAUGCUGGGGACAUCCCCUUAUACCCUUUUAAAUAUUAUAUGCUAACCCUUUUAAAAUUGGUUUUUUUUUAAAUUAAAGGCUCACCUUAUUUUUUACAUUUAUUUUAUAGCUUAUUUAGCUCAUUUUUAUUAUUUUUACAUUUAGUUUAUUUUUAACAAAAGCCUGGAAGCUUUAAGUUGGGAGUUGUUGCUUCUAAGAUGUCAAAUAAUUGCUGACUACAAUGAUUUUCAAGCUGACAUCAGACAUGAGUAUGUCACAUUGAAAACAACAGUCAUGAAGAAUUUGGUUUAUUGGUUGCAAUGGAAUUGCAUCAUGAUUAACUCCAACUGGAUCAAUAUUCAGAUUAAUCCCUAUAGUUGAAUAAUUCUUUCCUUGCUAAUGUACAGGAUUUUAAUUUCUUAGAAUGUAUAUUCUUCUGAUGUGUGUUUUUCUUUAAAAAUAUCUUUUACAAUGCUUACUGCAGUAAUUAAAUUAUUUUUCAAAAUGAUGAACUAUGUAUGCUCUCCUCCCCUUAGGGUUUGCUUUAAAAAUGCUCUAAUUAAAAUUACCACAUGUUUGCAUGUGAAAUUUAAAGAUAGGAUAUUCCAAGGAAUAACUAUUAUUUCAAAGAGUGCAGACAGAAUAAAUUUUGGUCUCCUACAAAUUAGAUAAACUCUGGAUUGCUUGGUAUGCUGUUAAAUUUUUAAACAAGCCCUGGAUGUUCACAAGUAGAGGUUUUUUUUGUACUUUAAUAUUAAAAAAAUCAAUUUCAGAAAUAUUUUUUCAUGAUACAUUAUUUACAGGCCUCUCUUUUUCUCAAGUAGAAUAUUUGUUUGAUUUAAAGUGGGUUCUUGUUUUUUCCCCCCAGUGAUAAUAACAAAGCUUAAACAACGCCUUUUUCAUUUUGGUUAGAUUCCUCCUCCCAUGCAAACACAACAUAGAAGGAAAUAGUGUGCUAUGCUGGUCCUGUAGAACUGAAUCCUGCUGAAUUAAGUGGGGCUUUUUCCUAGCUGAGUGCUGGUUUUGCAGUAUAAAUUAUUGGUCAUUACCUUUAAAGCUCUACAUGGCUUGGGCCCGAGUUACUUGUGGGAACGCCUCUCCCUACAUAAUUCGUCCCAUGCUCUCAGAACAACUGGGAAGAAUCUGUUAGAAAAUCAGUCAACCAGACUUGUAUCGACUUCCCAACAAGCUUUCACAGUAGCUGCUCUGAAACUGUGGAAUGGCGUCCUGGUAGAGAUCUGCCAUACUGCCUCUUUGGAGGCAUUUAAGAAGGCACUUAAGACAGAUCUCUUCUGGCGAGCUUACCCACCUGACCUCAUGUAGGAGAUAUCACUCAACUUCUUGACCAUAAUAUAAUCUUAUCAUUGCUACAGACGGCGAGAUAGUUUUAAUGGAAUAAUUAUUGUUAUUGUAUUUUAUUGAUGUGUUUUGUAUGUAUUUUAUUGGUUUGUAAUCCUGCCUCAAUCCACCUUGGGAGAGGCGGGAAAAUAUAAAUAAUUUUUAAUUAUUAUUGAUGAUUGUUUUAAGAACAUAAAGAGAGCCAGACUG
This is a messenger RNA of Sceloporus undulatus (fence lizard), 3972 nucleotides long. Its product is annotated as N(6)-adenine-specific methyltransferase METTL4-like. NCBI's taxonomy places the organism in Eukaryota, Metazoa, Chordata, Lepidosauria, Squamata, Phrynosomatidae. Gene Ontology annotation, molecular function: RNA methyltransferase activity; site-specific DNA-methyltransferase (adenine-specific) activity; nucleic acid binding. The transcript has 9 exons. Gene Ontology annotation, cellular component: RNA N6-methyladenosine methyltransferase complex; nucleus; cytosol. The record is from RefSeq and is a predicted model, not a curated record. The coding region runs from base 280 to 1722 and encodes 480 amino acids.